Penicillium griseofulvum is the source of this 849-nucleotide messenger RNA. RefSeq lists its product as uncharacterized. The coding region runs from base 1 to 849 and encodes 282 amino acids. NCBI's taxonomy places the organism in Eukaryota, Fungi, Ascomycota, Eurotiomycetes, Eurotiales, Aspergillaceae. The transcript has a single exon. The record is from RefSeq and is a predicted model, not a curated record.
AUGGCAUCCCCGUUUCACAUCUCUCGACAUGACCAGGUCGAGCUAGAGCGCAAUGAAGCCUUCCGAGUAAUGCGCGAACAGCUCCGUCGCCAGGAAUGCGGCAUGGAACGACCAAGCUUCUGCGCCAGUCAUCGACACUCUUGUACUGCCAGCGAACAAGAAACCUUCCGCCUCCACCGCGAUAUCAUCCACACUCUCCUCGUCCCCCUUUUCCUUAUCAACCACCAAGCCGAACGAAUCGCAGCCCGCACCCUCCCGAGCCAGAAAGGCGCCGAGCCCGAACGCGCAUUCCGCGGCGAAGCCCGCAGCGCCUUCGCCUGGCUGAAUUGCAUUCUGACCGAAGAACACGAUUGGUAUCUCACAGCCCGCUGUCCAGCCUGCAUCGUCCAGCACGUGCUACACUCAGAGCCGACCAUCCGAUUCGUUACAGUCGCCGCGCAGCUUGCAGGCGCCCGUUCCGGCUUCCAAUGCUGGCUGAAUGCCCUCGAGACAGCAGUCUGUGAAGACCCCUUUUGGGGCGAUGCCUUCUGGCCAGAUAUCGAGGAGCGCGCAUCCCGUCUCACGGAAGGCGUACAGCAGCUCGUGCGACAAUGCUACGAGCUCAGUGCAACUCUCGACAAUCCCGCUCGGGUAAACCCAUCGCUCGCAAAGAACCCCCCUGUCUACGGUAGUCGCUCCGCUUCCUGUACAAUCCCCCUGAAACCUUCUAGUUUCGCGCGGAAACAGGUCCGCUUGACCCGAGAAGAGCAGAGAUAUCGCUCCUCCUUUUUGUGGAAUUGCUCGGAGAUGAAGCCGCUGGCCGGUUGUACGACUGCCACUCAGUCUCGGCGCCGGUCGCUGACUUCGUGA